This is a messenger RNA of Hypoxylon fragiforme, 1719 nucleotides long. RefSeq names its product Clavaminate synthase-like protein. NCBI's taxonomy places the organism in Eukaryota, Fungi, Ascomycota, Sordariomycetes, Xylariales, Hypoxylaceae. The transcript is spliced from 4 exons. The record is from RefSeq and is a predicted model, not a curated record. The coding region runs from base 294 to 1463 and encodes 389 amino acids. Gene Ontology annotation, molecular function: dioxygenase activity.
UCUCCCCGCUCCUGAUGGCUUCGACAUACCACCCAAUGAGCUCGCACUCUCCCAGUCUAUACUUCUUCUUACAGACGAUAAGGUUGGAUUCGAUGUAACAUUAGGAGAAAUGGCGAUGUUAUUUCCCAGUAGGUAUUACAGGCGGGUAUAAGACUGUUUGCCACCCACGGGUUGACUGCUCCAAGGGUUGGUUUCUACUAGGUUAGAUAACUAUAGAUAACUACUCCUUAAAUGAGUAGAACAAGAAAAGAACAUUCUCAAGCCAAAGUAAAGUCUAUUAAAACAAAACAAAGAUGGCGCCCAUCGCUCUCGAAACACCCCAAGCCCCUCCUCCCCAGUCCCAGCUGCAUCCAGCCGCCGGGAAAGCCAUCCCCCCCAUAAAGCCCUGGACACGGCCUCCCCAAACAACCUCAGACCUCGACUGGGCCGAGCUUCCCAAGAUCGACUUAUCCCUCUUCGACUCGCCGGGCGGCAAGCGGGCGCUGGCGGACCAGCUGUACGACGCCGUGACGCGCGUCGGGUUCUGGUCGGUGGUCAACACCGGGAUCGACGACGCGCGCGUGCUGCGGCAGUUCAGCAUCGGCGACGCGUUUUUCCGGGAGCCGCUGGAGGAGAAGCGCAGGUUCCCGUGCAAUUUCGCCGAGGGGGAGUACUUUGGGUACAGGGAGAACUCGAGGUGGGUGGGGGAUACGGGGGUGAAGGAGAAUGUUGAGAUGUUGAACAUCCCCAAAGCGACCCCCGCUUACGCAUCCGUCGGCAAGCACCGGCUCGUCUCUCAGAACUGGGACGAGAUCGCCUCUUUCCACCGGGACCUGUGGUCGCAGGUGAUCCGGAAGCUGUUCGUGCUGAUCUCCAUCAUCCUCGAGCUGCCGGAGGACUACCUCGCGGACGCGCACGCCUACGACGAGGACUCCGACGACCACCUGCGCUACAUGCUGUACAACGUGCGGACGCCGGCGGAGUGGGCGAAGGCGCAGGCGUAUUCGAAGGGGGGCCACACAGAUUUUGGGAGCUUGACGUUGUUGUUCUCGCAGCAUGUGGCGGGCUUGCAGAUACGCACGCCGGAGGGCGAGUGGAAGUAUGUGAGGCCGGUGGAGGGUGGGAUCACUUGCAACGCGGCGGACACCUUGUCGUUUCUUACCAACGGCUUCAUAAAAUCCACCAUCCACCGCGUCGUAACCCCUCCCGCAGACCAGCUCUCCAUCCCGCGCCUCGGCCUCCUCUACUUCAGCCGACCCGGUGCCCACACGCUGAUGAAAACCGUCCCCUCGCCUCUGCUCGAGCGCCUCGGCCUCCUCCCCCAGAAAGAUAGGGGCAGUGCGGACGAUGACGCGCCAGUGGUCACCGGGACCGAGUAUGUCCGCGCGCGGGUCAAAGAUGUGCACUACAAAACGGUGCUAGAGCGGCGCGAGGGCACAUCGUUCGAGUUCAAGGGUCUCAAGGUGCAGAACCAUUACGCGUGAGUGAGUGAGUGAUUGGACUGGGCAAGACGUUAGUUAGGUACAUAUGUAUAAGUGCCUAGGUGGGUAUGUAUACUUUGCAACGCGGUAAACCUACCAAUUCAUUAAUAAUGCCUAUCUAUACCUAUAACCUAUCCAAGUAUAGGCUCCAGGCCAGUUUUUCUUUGUCUAAACACAUGUCGUGUGAAUGAUAACCCUCAUCUUGGUGAUGAUCUGGGAGAAUCUUACUAAUGAGUUUAUUACCCCAUGGGGAAACAUU